Molecule: messenger RNA, 347 nt
Organism: Nicotiana tabacum (common tobacco)
Lineage: Eukaryota; Viridiplantae; Streptophyta; Magnoliopsida; Solanales; Solanaceae
Source: RefSeq, a predicted model, not a curated record
CAUGCUCUACUAAAAAGGGAAAGAAAACUUAAAAGUAAAAUAAAAGAAAAAGAGAGAGAGAGAGAGAAUAGGGGUAUAGCGUAUCGAACAAAAACAGCCGAAAGAUUACGAUAGCAAAAAACGAGCUUCACAUCUGUGCUGCCGAAGAGAGAAGAGAAAAAAAGAGAGAUCGAAAAUGAGCGGAGUGGGGAAGAAGAUCGCCGACGUGACAUUCAAGGCCGGCAGGACUAUUGAUUGGGAAGGAAUGGCGAAGCUUCUGGUCACCGAUGAGGCUCGCAAGGAGUUCUCUAACCUCCGCCGUGCCUUCGAUGAUGUCAACUCUCAACUCCAAACCAAGUUCAGCCAGG